This is a messenger RNA of Tripterygium wilfordii, 1190 nucleotides long. Its product is annotated as universal stress protein PHOS32-like. Bases 68 to 856 code for a protein of 262 amino acids. NCBI's taxonomy places the organism in Eukaryota, Viridiplantae, Streptophyta, Magnoliopsida, Celastrales, Celastraceae. The record is from RefSeq and is a predicted model, not a curated record. The transcript has 3 exons.
UAAUAUUUCUUCAAGAUUUAGCUCCGUCUUUCUUUCGGCAUUCCCAGAAUCUUUACUCUUCGCUCCAAUGAAUCUUCAACAACAUACACUGGACUCCGAUCACCCCCUGCUCCCCAACAUCAAGAUCCACCAUCCCUCAUCUCCCCGCCACCACCACCACCACCACUCCGGCGCCACCCCUACCCCUACUGCCGGGGCCCGCCGCAAGGUUGGCGUGGCCGUCGACCUCUCCGACGAGUCCGCCUACGCUGUCCGCUGGGCCGUCGAUCACUAUAUCCGCCCAGGAGACGCCGUCAUUCUCCUCCAUGUAUCGGCCACGAACGUCCUCUUCGGUGCUGACUGGGGCCCACUCUCCCACUCCAGUCCUUCCAAGAAUGACAGAGAGACUUCCUCCGGCGGAUUACAUACGGACAAAGACGGGAAACAAAAUUCUCUGUCUCAGAAAGACCUGGAGAAUUUCGACGCGUUCACUGCUUCCAAGGCUGCGGAUCUCGCGAGGCCUUUGAAGGAGGCGCAGAUACCUUUCAAGAUCUACAUCGUUAAGGAUCAUGAUAUGAAGGAGAGGCUGUGCUUGGAGGUGGAGAGGCUUGGAUUGAGCGCUGUGAUAAUGGGGAGCCGAGGGUUUGGAGCUGCUAUGAGAGGCAGUGACGGGAAGUUGGGAAGCGUCAGUGAUUACUGCGUCCAUCAUUGUGUGUGUCCCGUUGUGGUGGUGAGGUAUCCCGAUGAUAAGGACGGUGGCCCGACAGUUGAAGAGGCCGUGGUGUCUGUGAAAGAAAAGGGAGAAGAGGAGACCGUGAUCAGGCCAGUUCCUCCAGCGGCAGCAGAGAAUACGGCAUUGAACCGCAAAGAUGCAUAGGACAGAUUUGGAGAACACCUUCAUCUUGUUGAUAGAAGCUACGCAUUUUGCAUUUUAUUGCAGACAAUCACAAGGCUAUGCUGAUACUUCAGGAGUUACUACAUAUUCGCGGUUUGUAGUAUCCCGCAAAAAAAGCAUGAUUCCAGAGCUCUCUCUUCACAGUUUCUUAGAUGUAUAAACUCUUGAGACUAUUUGUGAUAUUUCCAUGGUUGAGGUUUAAUCUGCAUUGUAGUGUUUCUCACUCCAGUUUGAGUGAUCUCCUCACUGAGUUCUUGUAUUUGCUGGGUUUAUGACUUUGCUUGAAAAAUGAUGCAAUUUUUUUUUCUCUUUUCUU